Molecule: messenger RNA, 3496 nt
Organism: Struthio camelus australis
Lineage: Eukaryota; Metazoa; Chordata; Aves; Struthioniformes; Struthionidae
Gene: IFIH1
Product: interferon induced with helicase C domain 1
Biological process (GO): antiviral innate immune response; MDA-5 signaling pathway
Cellular component (GO): cytoplasm
Molecular function (GO): hydrolase activity; double-stranded RNA binding; single-stranded RNA binding
Source: RefSeq, a predicted model, not a curated record
GGCCGCCUGCUACGUGAACCCCAGCCUCAGCCAGCUGCCCUCGCCGGCGGAGGAGGCCGACCACGACCUCUGCGUGCACUUGGUGCAGCUGCUCCACGGCACGCUGGUGGAUAACAUGCGGACCAUGCAGGUGGCCGAGAAGUGCCUGCAGAUGGACAUCUUCCAGGUCGAGGACCUGGAGCGGAUCCAGACUGUUACUGAAAAUCGUGGGAACAGAGAUGGUGCAAGGGAACUGUUAAGUAGAAUAGUUCAGAAGAAGGACUGGUUCUCCCCUUUUUUGAUCGCUUUGCGUGGAACCCAACAUGAAGACCUUGCAGAUGAUUUAAGUGGAAAUACGGGAGGAAUAGAAAAUAGAGAAAACGAAAUGAAUAACAGGACAAAUGAAGAAACAGAAGUCACAAGGCAACCGGGACAUGCUAUAGUGGAGGAUUUCAAACAGCAAGAAAAUAUGAAUGACAGGUUAGCCAGUGAGAGUAACGUUUUGGAAAGAUCUAUUGGAGAGAAUUCUGUAGCUUCAGAGUCUGAUGUCUGUAUAGGAGAUGGAAGUGUCAGUAACAUGAAUGCAAACCUGGCACAGAGCGGCAGCACAACCAGUGAUUCAGAUGAAGAUGAUAUGGAAAGCAGAGCUUCACCUGAGCCAGAUCUGACCCUGAGAGAUUACCAGAUGGAAGUUGCAAAACCAGCACUGAACGGGGAGAAUAUUGUCAUAUGUCUCCCUACAGGCAGUGGUAAAACCAGAGUGGCUGUUUACAUUACCAAAGAUCACUUGGAUAAGAAGAGAAGAGCAUCAAAGCCUGGAAAAGUUAUAGUACUUGUUAAUAAGGUACCAUUGGUGGAACAGCAUUUACGAAAGGAGUUUCAGCCAUUCCUGAAGCGUUGGUAUCAGGUUAUUGGUUUAAGUGGUGAUUCUCAGCUGAAAAUCUCAUUUCCUGAAGUUGUCAGAAGAAAUGAUGUCAUAAUCAGUACAGCACAGAUCCUUGAGAAUUCACUGCUAAACGCAACUAAAGAAGAUGAGGAAGGUGUCCGCUUAUCAGAUUUUUCACUUAUCAUUAUUGAUGAAUGUCACCACACUCAAAAGGAAGGUGUCUACAACAAUAUAAUGCGACGUUACUUAAAAGAAAAGAUGAAGAAUGAGAAGCUGGCAAAAGAAAACAGACCACUAAUUCCACAGCCUCAGAUUCUGGGACUUACAGCCUCACCUGGUGUAGGAGGUGCAACAUCCUAUUUGAAAGCUGAAGAACAUAUUCUGAAAAAAGAACACUCUAUUUUGUCCCAGUUCUGUGCCAAUCUUGAUGCAUGUAGAAUCAUGACUGUUGAAGAGCAUGCCUCCCAACUGAGGAAUCAGGUGAAGGAACCAUAUAAGAAGACUGUGAUUGCAGAUGACAAAAGAAGGGAUCCGUUUAGAGAGAAAAUUAUCGAGAUCAUGACCGACAUUCAAAACUAUUGCCAGCUCCAUCCAAAAUCUGAGUUUGGAACUCAGCCAUAUGAGCAGUGGGUGAUUAGGGAGGAGAAAAAAGCGGCAAAAGAAGAAAAACGCAAGGAACGUGUGUGUGCAGAACACCUGAAGAAAUACAAUGAUGCUUUGCAAAUAAAUGAUACCAUUCGAAUGGUUGAUGCAUACAAUCACCUAAGUAACUUUUAUAAGGAGGAAAAAAGCAAGAAAACAAUAGUGAGUGAUGAUGAGGAUGAACCAGCAGUAUCAAAACAGGAUGAAACAGAUGAAUUUCUAAUAGGUUUAUUUUAUGCAAAAAAGAAACAGCUGAAAAAGUUGGCUAGAAAUCCAGAAUAUGAAAAUGAGACGCUAACACAGCUGCGAAAUACUUUAAUGGAGGAGUUCACCAAGACUGAUGAACCAAGAGGAAUUAUUUUCACAAAGACCCGGCAAAGUGCCUUUGCUCUGUUUCAGUGGAUUAAGGAUAACACAAAAUUUGAAGAAGUGGGAAUUAAAGCCCAUUAUCUUAUUGGCGCUGGACACAACAGUGAAAUUAAACCCAUGACUCAGAAUGAGCAAAGGGAAGUCAUUGGUAAAUUCCGAAAUGGAAGUGUAAACUUACUCAUCGCUACUACUGUAGCUGAGGAAGGCCUGGACAUCAAGGAGUGUAACAUUGUUAUUCGCUAUGGCCUUGUCACCAAUGAAAUUGCUAUGUUGCAGGCCCGUGGUCGAGCUCGAGCUGAUGAGAGCACCUAUGCACUUGUGGCUUCAAGCAACUCAGGAGCUGUUGAACGUGAGGAUGUUAAUAGUUUCCGUGAGAAAAUGAUGUAUAACGCCAUUCAGCGUGUCCAGAAGAUGCCACAGAAAGAGUAUUUAAAAAAGAUUCAGACCUUCCAGUUGCAAAGUAUAAUGGAAAAAAAAAUGAAGGCAAAGAGAGAUCAGUGUAAGACAUAUAAGAAAAAUCCUUCACUAAUAACAUUCCUAUGCAAAAAUUGCCACAAGCUGGUAUGUUCAGGAGAAGAUAUACAAGUUAUUGAAAACAUGCAUCAUGUCAGUGUGAAAAAAGAUUUCCAAAGCCUUUAUGAUAAAAGAGAAAAUAAGACACUGCAAGAUAAACAUGCUGAUUACCAGACAAAUGGGGAAAUUAUAUGUAAAGACUGUGGACAAGCUUGGGGAAAUAUGAUGGUUCACCGAGGUCUUGACCUGCCUUGUCUAAAGAUUAAAAAUUUUGUGGUUGUGUUUGAAGACAAGAAAACAACAAAGCAAAUUUUUAAGAAAUGGGGAGAACUGCCAGUCAGGUUCCCUGUUUUUGAUUAUGCAGGUCAUUGUCCUUCAAGUGAUGAAGAUUAAGGACGCUGAAAAACAGCUUUUAUUUUCAUUCUGUGUUUUUCUGACUGCUGAUUAGAAGCUCCUGUCUCACGUAGUGAGGACUGCACAUAAAAACUGUGACAAGGCCCUGAGCUUGGGGAAACUGUCUUGAAGAGAAAAAAAGACCUGAGAGAGGAGAAGUCACAUCGCCACUGCCUGCACUCAGAUUUGCAGCAGUGCUCUGAAACAAAGAAUAAGACCAAAUACCUUGCAAUGGUGUGUAUUCAUGAAACAAAUUCCCCUUUCUACUCAAUACAGUCCUGUGUGGGGUGGACAAUACUGGCAGAAAUAUGUUAGGUGACCAGUGUCCCAGCAUGGAACAUAAGACAGACAUCUUUGGACUUGUUCAUGGUGAUCAUUUCCUAUUUUUCUGCUGCAACCCUUUUGAAGAUCAAUUGUCUUAGAAGAGGAGCUGAGUAAAGAGAAUAGAUGAGCUGAGCGUUAUUGCUGAAUCAUUGUUGAUUUGUCACUGUUCCCAUGGUUGAGUUCUCCCCCAUCUUAUCUUUCGCUGUUAGCGCAUACCAUUUUUACAGACUAAAAUGAAGUUCCCAUUAAAAGACUUUUAAAUCAACUUGAAAUCAACUUGAAAUUAUUUUAACGUCCGAGAAGCACAAUGCCAAGUGUAACUUUAUAUGUGUUGGUUUUAUAGGACUGUUAAACAAUGGCUAUACAAUGUAUUUCUUCAAUAAAUAGCUG